Molecule: messenger RNA, 1708 nt
Organism: Cheilinus undulatus (humphead wrasse)
Lineage: Eukaryota; Metazoa; Chordata; Actinopteri; Labriformes; Labridae
Gene: tlcd5a
Product: TLC domain containing 5a
Exons: 3
Coding region: 267-992 (241 amino acids)
Cellular component (GO): membrane
Source: RefSeq, a predicted model, not a curated record
UGAUUCGAGACGGGGACAUUUCUACAAGUGUCUGCAGUAGCAUCCACUGUGACUAACAAGCUGGGAGGUAAAUGAGUGCAGAGGGAUGCUGAAGACGGCUGCUGCUGCUGUCACCAGCGGAGCUCACGUAAAGGACGACAGAUAGCAGCCAAUGUGUAUGCAAACAAGCCAUUUACAGUCUCUACAAGAAGACAAGUUAACAGAGCACCGGAUAUCCAGGGUGUUAAAGGACGCGACAACCAUAUGUGCAGUCUUGAGAAAAGAAGAUGGCACUGCUUGUGGUUUUUGCACUUUUUUGCCUCUUCUGCUGGGUCUCCUUCUACUUUAUCUUGUGUGUGGUUAACGGGUCCAGGAGCUAUGAGUGGAACUGUCGUCUCGUCACACUGGUACAUGGCAUCCUAGCAGUCUGCAUCACAUCAUAUAUAGGCUAUGUGGAUGGACCCUGGCCUUUCACACAUCCAGGUACCAAGAACACUCCUCUGCAGAUGAGUGCCAUGAUAGUGAGCCUUGGCUACUUCAUAUUUGAUAUGGCCUGGUGUGUGUACUUCCGCACAGAGGGACCCGUUAUGCUGGCCCACCACACCAUGAGCAUCCUGGGAAUCCUGCUGACCCUGUGGCUGGGGGAGUCUGGCAUUGAAGGUUGCGCGGUUCUCUUUGGCAGUGAAAUUACUAACCCCCUACUGCAGGCACGCUGGUUCCUCAAACAGACGGGACAUUACAGGACAGUGCUGGGGAACGUUGUGGACAUCUCGUUUGUGCUGCUGUUUGUGGUGAUGCGAAUCUUUGUGGGAGGCACAAUGCUGUACUGUGAGCUGAUCUCCCCUAGACCAAGAUUCUUUAUCAAGUGCGGGGGAGUGGCAAUGUAUGCUCUGUCCUGGGUGUUUAUGGUGGACAUUGUUCGAUUUGCAAUUCGGAAGAGCAAGAGCUGGCACAAGCAGGGACACCAACAAGAGACAGUGGCAGCUAAUGGCUAUGAAACAAAGAACGACUAAAGUAAACUGAUGUGCAUUUUUGUCCAAGUUUUUUUCUUUGGACUUAAAGGAGGGACACUAAAAAAUAAGAACAUUUUGUUUUUUAAACUAAAACUAAAAAGGGAUAUUUCUUAGUCAUAGUUUUCUAUGUUUAGAACUAUCAUGUGACACCUGCCUGUGCAUUUGAAAAAUAAAUUUGUAUUGCCAAAAUUGCAGCUGUACACAUGAUAGUCUGUGAUUGAUUAAUGUAGAUAAUGCCACUCAAAAACGAAACACUUUCUAUAAUCCCAUGAACAGAUGAUGCUUACAGUGGCCUAUCCAUGUGACAUGUUGCUUCAAUGGAAAGUGAAGUGUUAAGAUAAUGGACAGUUUUAGGGCCCUAUGAUUUCCGCGUUAACGGAAUCACAAAAGGAAAUUGUGGAAUUGAAUGAGUCUGACUGAAAUGCUGUGUUUCUUUAGAAAGAGGAACGUACAGUGCUUAACAAAUUUAUUAGACCACCUGGCAUAUUUGUCUCAAGACCAUCCAGCAUCAUGAAGUGCUUUAAUGUGGACUCUAUCAUUUUCAGUGAGCUCUCCAUGUUUUACCAUUUUGAACAGGAAUGAGGGAUUUCAAACUGAAUUCACCCAAAUUUGAGCAGGCUCACUAGGCUUCUCUGACAAGUCAGAAAUGAAUCAAGCACAACAUUCAACCACUAAAACUCAUUUUUCUGUUCAGGAAUGCAAGUAAAUAAGUAUAA